GAAACAAUACAUAAUACAUAAGCAAGCAUCAGUUUUCUUUCAGGCAUCAGGCACCAAGGCAAGGAAGGGCUCAUAUUAUUAUUCCAUAAUCACAUAGCGGAUAUCAAGCAACGCGAAGAAGAUGGUUCUUGAAAGUACUAUGAUUUGUGUGGAUAACAGUGACUAUAUGAGGAAUGGAGAUUUUCUGCCUACAAGACUUCAAGCGCAACAAGAUGCUGUGAACAUUGUCUGUCACUCCAAAACUAGAUCAAAUCCAGAAAACAAUGUAGGGCUGUUAACCCUUGCCAAAGUUGAAGUGCUGGCAACAUUGACUUCAGAUGUUGGGAGGAUUUUGUCAAAGCUUCAUCAGGUGCAGCCUGAGGGAAAUAUCAAUCUUUUGACUGGCAUCAGAAUAGCUCAUCUUGCUCUUAAACACAGACAAGGAAAAAAUCACAAAAUGCGCAUUGUAGCAUUUGUUGGAAGUCCAGUUGAUCAAGAGGAGAAAGAGUUAGUGAAGUUGGCAAAACGAUUGAAAAAGGAGAAAGUCAAUGUGGAUAUUGUCAGUUUUGGUGAAGAGAUAAUAAACACCGAUGUUCUGACCUCCUUUGUCAACACUCUGAAUGGCAAGGACGGAGGUGGAAGUCACCUGGUAACAGUACCUCCUGGUCCUCACCUUUCUGAGGCUCUCAUCUCCUCUCCAGUCAUUCAGGGAGAGGAUGGCAUGGGCGGAGCCGGCCUAGGUGGUGCUGGCUUUGAGUUUGGUGUAGACCCCAAUGAAGAUCCUGAAUUAGCAUUGGCUCUGAGAGUUUCUAUGGAGGAACAGAGGCAAAGACAAGAACAAGAGGCAAGAAAAUCCAACACAGACAGCAAGGAAGCCGCUAGACCUGAUACUAUCAAAGAAGGAGACAAUGAGGAGGCCAGUCUAGAGAGAGCUCUGGCCAUGUCUGUGGAGGGGCAGAACCAGCCGACGCCUCAACGCCAGACCCCUGACUUCAGCCAUAUGACGGAGGAGGAGCAGAUCGCCUUUGCCAUGCAAAUGUCACUACAAGAUUCUCAAGAUCCUGGUGCUGGCAAAGAAUCCGAAAAUAAAAAAGAUAAUCCUCCUGAGACUCCCAUGGAGGUGGAGGACUAUGCCGAAGUGAUGAAUGAUCCCGAGUUUCUACAGAGUGUUUUGGAAAACUUACCAGGAGUUGACCCCCAGAGUGAAGCAGUUCGUCAGGCUGUCGGUUCACUCAACAAGGAUAAGGAGGCUAAAGAGAAGGAGAAGAAAUCCAAGGAUGGUAGCAAAUAAAUAUUAUUCUGUUGAAGUACCUAUUUUUACUUUGCUUUAUAGCCUAAUUGAAUAAUUUUGUUCUAAUAGGAUAUUUAUUCUUAAAAAAUUAUGUAAUUUGAUUUUUACUUGCAAAUAUAAAUUUGGGAAUGA
Macrosteles quadrilineatus (aster leafhopper) is the source of this 1402-nucleotide messenger RNA. It is a transcript of the gene Rpn10, whose product is annotated as 26S proteasome non-ATPase regulatory subunit 4. Gene Ontology annotation, biological process: proteasome-mediated ubiquitin-dependent protein catabolic process. The transcript is spliced from 9 exons. Gene Ontology annotation, molecular function: polyubiquitin modification-dependent protein binding. Gene Ontology annotation, cellular component: proteasome regulatory particle, base subcomplex; cytosol; nucleus. NCBI's taxonomy places the organism in Eukaryota, Metazoa, Arthropoda, Insecta, Hemiptera, Cicadellidae. The coding region runs from base 122 to 1270 and encodes 382 amino acids. The record is from RefSeq and is a predicted model, not a curated record.